AUGCAGUCUAGCCAAACGUCCCAAGAGAACUACUAUACAGCAAUCAAACCAACAACAGAAACCACAGGAACCACAGAAAAUGGCGCAUUAUCAACCUAUGCCCAGUCAACUACAACAAAGAAUUCACAAAAUCUUCAUCAGACUAUGGAAAUCGUUGUUGUCUCUCUCUCGCUUCUCAUCAUCACCUUAUUACUCGUCUGGAUCUUCUGUCUCCGGAAACGAUGGCAAAAGAACCGUGUUGCUCCACACCAAAAACUCUCUUCGGCUGUUGACCUCGAAAAGGGCUACGCUGUCAGUAUUCAUGCUCCACCGCAGGCAUUUUAUCAUCCGUUCCUGAAGAGUCAGCCUCUGUCUAUAGUAAUGCCUGAGAAGAGUUGUGACACCAACCUUGUGGUUGUAUUUGCUGGUCAAACACAAUCCCAAUCUCAAUCCCAAUCACAGCCUCAGUCACCACUACAAACACCACAACGAACACACUCACACUCACUGCUAAAUAAACCUACACGACGGUACUCAUCCCCAUUUGUCGAUAUUCCAUUUCGUGCUCUGAUGCACUCAGCUAUUCGGACACCCAUUCUUACUAAUUCAAGCCUCAACACUCUUCCUCGAGUAAAACUACCCCGACAUCCGAUGGGCAGAUUGUACGGACGAAGAGCAGUGAGUUUCACACCCUCGAGAAAGGUCCCACUUCAGAUUGCAUGCUGGAUGGUUUCACGCAAGAAUAAAUCAGCUGCUUCUUGGUAUGAGACCCAAACAAUAGAGAAUGACAACAAAUACAAACGAUCGUCGGUCUGA
Molecule: messenger RNA, 795 nt
Organism: Phycomyces blakesleeanus NRRL 1555(-)
Lineage: Eukaryota; Fungi; Mucoromycota; Mucoromycetes; Mucorales; Phycomycetaceae
Exons: 1
Coding region: 1-795 (264 amino acids)
Source: RefSeq, a predicted model, not a curated record